Molecule: messenger RNA, 1729 nt
Organism: Paramecium octaurelia
Lineage: Eukaryota; Ciliophora; Oligohymenophorea; Peniculida; Parameciidae
Source: the annotation of a GenBank genome assembly
CAUGGAUCAGCCAAGAUAACCUUUUGUAAAUUAAAACCUAAAGUUUCUAUGGGACAAACUUCAAAUAAGAACUUAGAAUGGAGUUAUUUUUUAAUAUCCUUCAUGGAAAGAUCAAUAUUAGGUUUAUAAUUCGCAUAAGGAUUAAUAUGAAAAUAUAAUAAGCUUGACUCAUAAAUACAAUGAAAUGUCAGAAGAAUUAUUUUGGGGAAAUCAAUCAGAGACUAUAGACGUGCUUAUUUUCAAUUAAGAUAUUGAUGUUAAUCCUGAAAAUGCAUUCAAACUGAUGGGUAAAAAUCCUGUUAUUUCAUACUAUCAUAAUGUUAGUUUGCUUUUUGAAGAGAAGUUUUUCAAGCACAUCUAAAUAAUCUUGAUUUCUCCAAAAAAUAAUAUUAUCUACAAUUUUGAGAAUAAAUCUAUUAUUUCUACUUAUUCAUCUCCCUAUCUUAACGAUUUGCUACGAAUAUUCAUUAAAAAAUACAAACCUCAAGAUUAAUUUAAAGUAGAAAUUGUUAAGGAUUUCUAUAUAAAUAAAUUUCCUCAUAUCUAAGUAAAAGAGCCUUUUUAAAAUUUGAAGCCAUAAACACCUCAAUGUAGAUUAGUUGAUGAUAAAUAAACCAUUAUUUGGCUUGUUGAUACUAAAUGCCUCAAAUAUUAUCUUUGCUUUGAACCUAACUUUAUAACAUAUUAUGGAUAAUUAAAUGAAAAUUACUAGAAACAUGGUAGAGGAAUAUUAUUUCAAACUAAUUGGAAUGAUUAUAAUCCUAACUAUAUAAUAUUAUAAGGAAAUUUUGAAAACGGUAAGAGGAAUGGAAUCAUGCUGAAAUUUAGUUCUCGUAGUCAAACUCUGUCACAUGGACUAGAAUACUUGGAUGAUCAAUUUAUUAAAUAAGUAGAUUUAGAUCAAAAUGGGAAGAUUAAAGUUGCUGAAAUAGUUAAAGUUGAAACCUAAGAUAAACCAAUUUCAACAGCACCUAAAAAGAGAAUAAUAAUAAUGGAAGAAGGAGUUAUAAUAAAUAAUAAAGAAGUAACUCAGAAUGAUAGAUAAAGGGCAUUAAAAUCAGAUAUAUUUGUGAAAUUUAAUUAAUAGUUUAAUUCAAAUGAUGAGAAAAUACUUUCAAACCGUAAUUCUUGGUUAAAUAGCUCUAUAAUAGAUGGGUUUGCUCUAGAUCUACAAAAACAACAUUUUGAAUAAGCUUUUAACAGUAACGACCCAAUUAAGAAUUUUAAUACUUUUGUAAUAGAUUCAACUUAUUUGACAUCGGCUGCAAUUGAUUAUAAAUUAGUAACUUCUUUGAAAGCCUUAUGCUUUGAAUUUAAGGGGCUUACAAUCUUUGAUGUGUUUUAAAAUAUUGUUGUGGUAGUCAAUUCUAACAAUUCUCAUUGGUAUUUGGUUUUAGUGAAGAGAGAGCAAUAGCAAGGUGUUUAUUAAUUGAAAUUUCAUAUUUUAGAUUCAAUGUUAGGUCCAUCAAAAAAAUAUAUCAAUGUUUGUUAAAAGAUAUUCAACUUAUUGACAUUCCACCUUGAAUUAGAUGCUAAUUAUCGAUUUGACUCUGAGAAUAAUAUUUUUGUUGAAGAUGUUUAAUAAUAGAAUGAUGCAAGUUCUUGUGGGGAUCAUACAUGUUUUUUUAUGUAUUAAAUAUUCAAUGGCAACAAUUACAAAGAAAAAAAUAGAAAAUAAAUUGGAGAAAUGAGAGGAAUGUUAUAUAAUCUCAUAUUCGGUCAAUAGUGA